AUUGUAGAUUUUGCCAAUGAGGAGGCCCAUCAAAUUACCUGCGAUCAGACCACCCAGAUCUCCGACUACGCCGAUGGACGGUCUUCCUCUGGAACCGAACGAUUUGACAAUGACGUAGAUCAGAGCAUCGUACUCGAGAUGCAUAAAUACCUUGGACGCGACAACCACAAUACAGGACUAGCGCGGGAUGGCACCCUAGUAACGUGA
Molecule: messenger RNA, 207 nt
Organism: Dibothriocephalus latus
Lineage: Eukaryota; Metazoa; Platyhelminthes; Cestoda; Diphyllobothriidea; Diphyllobothriidae
Source: the annotation of a GenBank genome assembly